Messenger RNA from Bolinopsis microptera, 3149 nucleotides. RefSeq names its product G1/S-specific cyclin-D3-like. Gene Ontology annotation, biological process: regulation of cyclin-dependent protein serine/threonine kinase activity; mitotic cell cycle phase transition. Gene Ontology annotation, molecular function: cyclin-dependent protein serine/threonine kinase regulator activity. The transcript is spliced from 6 exons. Gene Ontology annotation, cellular component: nucleus; cyclin-dependent protein kinase holoenzyme complex; cytoplasm. The coding region runs from base 62 to 943 and encodes 293 amino acids. NCBI's taxonomy places the organism in Eukaryota, Metazoa, Ctenophora, Tentaculata, Lobata, Bolinopsidae. The record is from RefSeq and is a predicted model, not a curated record.
UUUGGCAGAUGUUGUUUAGACUUGUAUAACUAGGUUGAGUACAGGAUCUAACCGACGACGAAUGUUUUGCUAUGAAUCUAGUUUAAAUGGUUUUUAUGAACCUCGACGUGCAUCACCCGAUGGAUGCAAUAUUGAUGACGAUAAGACCUUAAAUAACUUGUUGAGAGUCAGUACUUUUUACCGAUCAGACCCAAAGUACUUGGAAACGAAACAAGAGAAUGGUUUUACAGAGUCUAUGAGAAGUCAACUAACUGAAUGGAUGUUUGGAAUAUCAGAUAUUUGUGAAGACGGUGUCCUGCCCCACGCUGUGAACUUACUCGAUAGAUAUCUAUCCCUCCAAAAGGUCGAGAGGCCCACAGAGGAGCUGCAAGUGCUCGGAGCGACGUCCCUGUUUAUAGCCAGCAAGCUGCGCGAAGCGACCCCACUUUCCGUGGACGGACUAGUGGAGUGCGGUGGAUACAGCUACUCCAUCAGGGAUGUUAGAAGUUGGGAGCUGCGAAUACUGAACGUGUUGAAUUGGGACACGAGCGCGGUGCUACCGCACGACCUGUUAGACCACUUCCUCCACAGACUCCCGAUACCAGAUCAAGUUAAGAGCCGAGUAACCUACCACGCCAGAACCCUCCUCAACCUUUCAUGUACCGAGUACAUGUUUCUUCCUCACUCCAGUAAAAUAAUGGCUGCCGGAUGUCUCUACGACGCUAUAUUCGCCCUCGGUUCCAAGUUUCUUGAGCUCAGAGGAAACGUUGUUCAACUCAUGGGAAAAUUCAUCGAAAUUGACGUGGACGAAUUUGAAGGCGUAGUAACAAAGAUCAGAAAGCUUAUGGAAAGCACACGCGGCGGCGGCGCCUCAAACGAGAUCCCGCCCCUCUCCUUCUCAGAGAAACGCAGCUCCAGUCCUUCCUCAUCGACACCCACCAACAUCGAGGAGCUGUGCACCUAACACCCCCACCCUCAAACCCCAUAUAGUUCUUCAAUUAGUUCAAUUUCCUGCUACACGUAGCUCACUGUUUGCGCUGCCCGUGCAAAAUGAGGUUUGCGCGAAGUUCGUUGCGCGGCAUCUCGCAUGGUGUCACGUACGUGGCAGUCGACAGUGGGGUGAUGUGCCUUAGGUUAUAUUAUAUGAAUAUGUUGAUUUAGGUUUAGGAAAAAUAGAAAAAAACAAUAAAACACUAAACUGUAAACAAGCGUGUGCGCUUAAUGCUCUAAUAUAACUCAACAAAAAAACUUGUUUGGAGUUUGCUCUGCGUGUGAGAAAAUGAUAAUUUUUACGCAAAAAGAAGUUUUUUUCAGUUAUUUAACUUGCUCAUAGUCUCACACACAAAUAAUAUCGAGUGUAGACCUUCUACUUCUUGGUCCAACGGCACCCUCUGUUCAUUUCUAAGGGAUAUCCUGUAUCAUGUAUCUAGAUACUAUCAGUAUCUCUCACGAUCACCUAUCCGUACCCCGAUUUAUCUGAACAGACAUGUACCGUGGGACUGGGAAGUGGAGUGUCACACUCGUAGCUAUUGACACACUGAACACUAUUUUAUUUUGGUAUUUGUUUUAAUGGUAAGGGUCCAGUCCACCUGGCAUUUGCACUGGUGAGCUGUAUAGGACACGGGUUACAUUUACCUUUUUAAUUUUUUAAUUCGUUUUAAUAAUCACUAAUUUAUUAUAAUUAUAAUGAUGAGUUCGCACUGAAUAUGUGUUUUAAAUUUAAAUGUCUACCUGUUAUGAUGAUGAUGAUGCGGUGGGACAAGGUUAUAAUAUAUUUAGGCUACUUGAUCUGUUUGCCAGUGUUUUCGCGAGAGAGAAGGGAUAAGUUAUCUAUAAAUUUGUCUGACGUACAGCAGUCAAUGACGAAUCGUAAUUGAGAAGUUGUUGAUGGGUUACAGCUACACGUUUCUUUUUUUCCCUCUACAAAUAGCAUGUAGAGCGAUAUUCAACACGUGUUCUUGCAAGUUAUUGUGAAAUGAUUGUCUUCUGUUAUUGCGAAGAAACCUUACAUAUGUCCGGGAUAAUUUAUUGGUGGCAAUAAUUUCAUUACUUGCAAGGACACGUAUUUUCAUGAUAUCAACAGACCUUCAUUAUAGGUUUUGUAUUAGUUUUUUAAACCUAGGAUUAUUUUCUACGAAGAGUGGAUGAGUACAAGAAAAGUGUGUACUGAUAUUGUAAUGAUAUAAUACUCGAGAUGAGAUUGAAUGGCCAACACAUUGACUCUGUCAACGGAUUUAGGUAUAUAUUUGAAAAUUUGAAAAAUAGUUUAACGAUUACCCAGUGUAAUGGUGUCUCGGUAUUGAUAAUAAAAAUGGACUCUAGUAAUUGUUUGGUGACUGCUCAGCGCUACUUAAACCAGCUACUGUGGUCCACUAGAAACCUUUAACCACACAUGAUUUAACACACACCUUGACAAGUGACAACGUUUUCUUUUUAACUCAGUUAGUUGUAGCUGCAAGUGUAGCAGGGUAGUUGACGUGCUAACCUCACUUAGUUGUGAGUGCACGUCGCACGGCAGGGCCUCGUGGCCGGUAUUUUGUCUGAACUUGCCUGGUACUCGGUCUGAACUUAGGUGCACGUGCGUUGUUUCUGGGCGGAGCUUCUUUUCUGAUUUACGAAUGUGAUGAAGGGCUUGUGUCAACGUGUGUGCUGCCCUUAGUAGUAGCGUGUGGUUUUGGAGUUGGACACACUGGGUAGUUGUUAUUAUAUUCUGCAUUUCUACGGCUGGCGUGAGAAUGACGUUACGAGGGGUACGUGCAAUGUAAUACUGAGACUUUUAGUGUUAUAUUUUUGGUGUUUGAUCUUGAAACUUUCGAGGAGAAAACAGUGAUAAAUAAGGAAAAAAAGCAAAUAAUUAUAUGCUGAUAAAAAAAUACAUAACGACAAGUUUGUAGCAAAUUUUUAACUCUUUAAUUUAUGAAAGUCUUGAUAUACAGUUUUAUGUGCAAUUUAUUUUGAUGUUAGUUAAUGCAUUUGAGUGAUACACACCGAAUCGACAGAUAUGAAUUUAGGCAGGUGCAUAACCAAAGACAGUUUAAGAAUAAAGCCGCCGUUUGACUUUGAAUUGUUAUCUAAUUUAACAUAAUAAUAUAGUAAGGAAGAUGACCAAAGAAAGAAAUAGUCAAUUGAAAUGUAAAUUUUGAAUGUUGUUCCAAUUCAUUCCCCACCAA